UCCAAAAACUAGCUAAUAUAGCAGAAACAAUUUCAUCACCCAACCCAACAACAAAUAUGGCUCAACCCCAUAACAUCCUCGUCGUAGCAUUUCCAGCACAAGGCCACAUAAACCCUGCCCUCCAAGUUGCCAAACUCCUGAUGAAUCAGGGCGUUCGUGUCACCUUCAUGACAUCCAUCUCAGCUAUCAACCGCAUGAACAGAAGUUCCCCUGUGAAGGGCUUAUCUUAUGCAGGCUUCUCUGAUGGCAACGAUGAUGGUUCCAAACCGGAGCAUGACAUCAACAAUUACAUCUAUGAGGUUGAGCGCUGUGGUUCUUCUACCUUAAGAGAAUUCCUUGCUGCCAGAAAUAAAAAUGGUACUCAGUUUACUCAUAUUGUGUACUCUCUUAUUCUCCCUUGGGUGGCGGUGGUGGGGCGUGAAUUUUACAUCCCAUCGACGUUUCACUGGAAUCAACCUGCCAGCAUUUUGGCCCUCUAUUACCAUUACAUGAAAGAUUAUGGGGAUGUCAUUAAAAAAGGUAUCGAGGAUCCUUCCUUCGUUAUCGAAUUGCCAGGAUUACCGCCACUCAAAAGCCAUGACCUACCCUCGUUUUUCAUGCCUUCAGAUCCAAAUUAUGCAGUAGUUCCAACAAUGAGAAGACAAAUAGAGCUCCUCGACCAAGAAACCAACCCGAAAGUGUUAGUUAAUGUAUUUGAUGCCUUAGAAUCCGAGGUUCUCCAAGCGAUCAAGGAGUACAACAUGGUUGGAAUUGGGCCUUUAGUUCCAUCUGCCUUUCUGGAUGGGAAAGAUCCUUCGGAUACUUCAUUUGGAGGUGAUCUGUUCAAAGGCACAAGGGAUUAUAUCCAUUGGCUUAACUCAAAGCCUGAAAAUUCAGUGAUUUAUGUGUCUUUUGGAAGCUUGGCUGUGUUGGCAAAAUCACAAACUGAGGAAAUAGCACGCGGAUUGUUAGCGACUGGCUUCCCGUUCUUGUGGGUGAUGAGAGAAGGUGGAGAACGAGAAAAAGAAGAGAAGUUAAGCUGCAAGGAAGAGUUGGAAAAGCAAGGGAUGAUAGUACCGUGGUGCUCGCAAGUGGAGAUUCUCUCCCAUCCAUCAGUAGGAUGUUUCUUGACGCAUUGCGGGUGGAAUUCAACCAUUGAGAGCUUGGUCUCGGGGGUGCCUAUUGUGGCAUUCCCUCAAUGGUCGGACCAAGGAACGAACUCGAAGCUCGCUCAAGACGUAUGGAAGACAGGGGUAAGAGUGAUAAAGAAUGAAGAAGGGACGGUUGAAAGUCAUGAGAUAAAGAGGUGUUUGGAAUUGGUAAUGGGAAAUGAGGAAAUGAGACGGAGUGCAAAGAAAUGGAAAGAUCUUGCCAGAGAAGCUGCCAUGGAAGGAGGUUCUUCUUAUAAGAACAUUAAAGUCUUCGUGGAUGAGUUGGGAAAAACUUCCUUACGUUCUUGAUAUGCCCGAAAAAUAUAGGUUGUUUAGUUUCUUCAAUUUCUCCUCGAUCGCAGUGUUUGUAAGCUCUUUCUUUUACACUUCUAUUCACACACACCAAAAAAUAAAACGAGGAGAAAAAAGAAGAAGAAGAAGAAGAAGAAGAAGAAAUGUUGUUCUAUAUCAAUGUAUGUAGUGUUGGGUUGCUGAAAAUAAGAGAAAUAAAAAUAAAAACUGCUACUACAAUGAAUAUUUUUACUUUUU
This is a messenger RNA of Rubroshorea leprosula, 1679 nucleotides long. NCBI's taxonomy places the organism in Eukaryota, Viridiplantae, Streptophyta, Magnoliopsida, Malvales, Dipterocarpaceae. The record is from the annotation of a GenBank genome assembly.